Messenger RNA from Salvia miltiorrhiza (redroot sage), 946 nucleotides. Its product is annotated as probable F-box protein At5g04010. The transcript has a single exon. NCBI's taxonomy places the organism in Eukaryota, Viridiplantae, Streptophyta, Magnoliopsida, Lamiales, Lamiaceae. Gene Ontology annotation, cellular component: SCF ubiquitin ligase complex. The record is from RefSeq and is a predicted model, not a curated record. Gene Ontology annotation, molecular function: protein binding. Gene Ontology annotation, biological process: gibberellic acid mediated signaling pathway; SCF-dependent proteasomal ubiquitin-dependent protein catabolic process. Bases 125 to 871 code for a protein of 248 amino acids.
UUUGAUUUUAUUUAUUUGCUCGAAGCAGCAACAUCAAAAACAACUAAUCCGCAUUUUCUUUAGUAACAAAAGAUACUGUGCGAAAAAUUUCAGAUAAACAACGCUUGGCGAAAUCUUAAUUAGAAUGAUGAAAAAGAGGUCUCCGCCGUGGCAAGUUCUUGAUCUCGUGGCCCACCGCCUCGACGCCGAAACCCUCGCCACCGCCGCCUGCGUAUGCAAAUCCUGGUCCACAGCCAUGUCCGCCGACCACCUCUGGCAGCCCAUCUGCUCCGCCGUCUACCCCUCUCUCUCCAACCUCCACCCCACCGGCGUUGUCCCCUACCGCCGGCUCUACGCCCUCGGCCGCGCCGCCGAGAAGCGCCGCCUCCGGAGCCCCCCCAAGCCCACCCUCUCCAUGCGAGACCUGGUCUUCGCAGUCGACGUCCAUAACGGCCGCGGCUGCGUGGCCACGGUCGUGAGCCCCGGCGGUGGGCUCCAGCCCAACAAGGGCAGCGGCGUGUUCCAGUUUGACAUCGGCGUGGACGGCGGCAACAUGGUGGCGUUCGAGGAGCUGGAUAGUUUGAGGAUCACAUGGAACGUGGUGCUGCAGGGGUUGAAGGGUGUGUUCACCAUGAUGGAUUGUAGGGGGAAGGGAAGCUUCGUUUUGGGCUUGGAGGGCUGGUUCUCCAAGGAGCUUCCGCCGCCUGGCUGCUGCUCCGGCGGCGCCGCCAGUGGGCUCGUGGCGGAUUUGAGGCUGGGGCUGAGGGAGAGCGUUGCCGGUAAGGUGGUGGUGGAGAAGAUAAGUGUGGGAGUGUUGAGUAUUGUGAGUUGGAGAUAUGUUUGUAUUGAUGAUGCUCUUAGGUAUUUGCAGCAUUUUCUUUUACCAUCUUAAAAUAAUUACUAACAAAGAGCUCAUGUUUGUGCAUAACAAAGUGUAAGAAUAGUUUGGGUCACUACUGAAAUUAAA